This is a messenger RNA of Vigna angularis (adzuki bean), 3189 nucleotides long. RefSeq names its product probable alpha,alpha-trehalose-phosphate synthase [UDP-forming] 10. Lineage: Eukaryota; Viridiplantae; Streptophyta; Magnoliopsida; Fabales; Fabaceae. The transcript has 4 exons. The record is from RefSeq and is a predicted model, not a curated record. Bases 229 to 2805 code for a protein of 858 amino acids. Gene Ontology annotation, biological process: trehalose biosynthetic process. Gene Ontology annotation, cellular component: cytosol. Gene Ontology annotation, molecular function: catalytic activity.
GAGAUAUAAAUAAAAAAGAGAAAAAAAGAAAAAUCUAGCAGUUGCCCCUCGCGUUUGUUCUUCCUUCUCCAACACCAAAACGAAACUUCUCUCUCCAGAGAGUACUUUUGGAUUUCUCUUUAAUCACUCUGCCGGAAUCUCUUCUUCUCUCUGUAGGAAUCUCUUCUUCUCUCUGUAGCAAGCCGGAAAGAACUGAUAGAAAGAAUUGUAGAAAGGUCUUGUCCAUUCAUGGCUUCAAGAUCAUAUGCUAAUCUGUUAGACUUGGCUAAUGGGGACUUGCUUGAUAUACCUCACACUCCAAGAGCUCUUCCAAGGGUUAUGACCGUUCCUGGAAUUAUUUCUGAUCUGGAUGGUUAUGGUUGUAAUGAUGGUGAUUCAGAUGUUAGCUCUUCUGGGUGUAGGGAGCGGAAAAUCAUUGUGGCAAACAUGUUGCCAUUGCAGGCUAAAAGAGAUAUAGAAACUGCUAAAUGGUUCUUCAGUUGGGAUGAGGAUUCAAUUUUAUUACAACUAAAAGAUGGUUUUUCUUCUGAUACUGAAGUAAUCUACGUGGGUUCUCUCAAGGUCGAAAUAGAUCUCUGUGAGCAGGAUGCAGUUGCUCAGAGAUUACUGGAUGAAUUUAAUUGUGUACCUACUUUCCUUCCUCAUGAUCUCCAGAAGAAGUUCUACCUUGGCUUCUGUAAGCAGCAACUUUGGCCUCUCUUUCAUUAUAUGUUACCCAUAUGCCCAGAUCAUGGUGAUCGCUUUGACAGAAUACUUUGGCAGGCCUAUGUUUCUGCAAACAAAAUAUUUGCAGACAAGGUCAUGGAAGUAAUUAAUCCCGAUGAUGAUUUUGUUUGGGUUCAUGACUAUCACUUAAUGGUUUUGCCUACUUUCUUGAGGAAGCGAUAUAAUCGGGUUAAACUUGGAUUCUUUUUGCAUAGUCCUUUCCCUUCUUCUGAAAUAUACCGAACUUUACCAGUACGGGAUGAAAUUUUGAGGGGUUUGUUGAACUCUGAUUUAAUUGGCUUUCAUACAUUUGAUUAUGCUCGCCACUUUCUUUCUUGCUGCAGUAGAAUGCUAGGUCUGGACUAUGAAUCUAAGCGAGGACAUAUAGGGCUCGAUUACUUUGGCCGCACUAUUUUUAUUAAAAUUUUGCCUGUAGGCAUUCACAUGGGUAGACUUGAAUCUGUAUUAAAUCUUUCUUCUACAUCUGCUAAACUGAAAGAGGUUCAGGAAGAGUUUAAGGGUAAGAAAGUAAUUCUUGGUGUUGAUGACAUGGAUAUAUUUAAGGGCAUUAGUCUGAAACUUCUAGCCGUUGAACAUCUGCUGCAGCAGAAUUCAGAUUUGCAGGGCAAAGUUGUCCUAGUUCAAAUUGUAAAUCCUGCAAGGGGCUUAGGGAAGGAUGUUCAAGAAGCAAAGAAUGAAACAUAUUUAAUUGCCAGGAGGAUCAAUGAGACAUAUAGCAAAAAUAAUUAUCAGCCAGUCAUUCUCAUUGACCGACCUGUUCCUCGCUUUGAGAAGAGUGCGUAUUAUGCUGUAGCAGAAUGUUGCAUUGUCAAUGCUGUAAGGGAUGGUAUGAACUUAGUUCCAUACAAAUAUAUAGUCUGUAGACAGGGAACGGCUCGACUGGAUGAAUCUUUGGGUAGAAAAAAUGAUUCUCCUCGGACAAGCAUGCUUGUUGUGUCUGAGUUCAUUGGUUGUUCACCUUCUCUUAGUGGAGCAAUAAGGGUCAAUCCCUGGGACAUAGAUGCCGUGGCCGAUGCUAUGUAUGCUGCCCUUACUAUGAGUGAUUCAGAGAAGCAGUUGCGCCAUGAGAAGCACUAUAGGUAUGUCAGUUCUCAUGAUGUGGCAUAUUGGGCACAUAGCUUUAUGCAGGAUCUGGAGAGAGCCUGCAAAGAUCAUUACACCAAAAGAUGCUGGGGAUUUGGUUUGGGCUUGGGGUUCAGAGUUGUUUCUCUCUCUCAUGGUUUUAGGAAGUUGACGAUUGACCAUGUUGUUUCAGCAUACAAGAGAACCACUAGAAGGGCCAUCUUUCUUGAUUAUGAUGGUACUGUUGUAUCACAAUCUUCCAUAAGUAAAGUCCCCAGCCCUGAAGUCCUCUCCGUCUUAAAUGCUCUCUGUAAUGAUCCCAAGAAUAUCGUGUUCAUUGUUAGUGGGAGGGGAAGGGAUUCACUGAGUGACUGGUUUUGUUCAUGCCAAAAGCUGGGACUUGCUGCAGAACAUGGGUACUUUUUACGGUGGAACAAAGAUUCAGAAUGGGAAUCAAGUCACUUGUCUGCAGACAUGGAUUGGAAGAAGAUAGUGGAACCUGUCAUGCAGUUGUAUACAGAAGCAACUGAUGGUUCUAAUAUUGAAAUUAAGGAAAGUGCUUUGGUGUGGCAUCACCAAGAUGCAGACCCUGAUUUUGGUUCUUGCCAAGCCAAAGAGUUGUUGAAUCACUUGGAAAGUGUGCUUGCUAAUGAACCAGCAGUUGUUACGAGAGGCCAGCAUAUUGUUGAAGUUAAGCCACAGGGAAUAAGCAAGGGCUGGGUAGCUGAAGAGGUUCUUCAGACCAUGAUUAACGGCGGUAAUCCACCAGAUUUUGUACUGUGCAUAGGAGAUGAUAGGUCUGAUGAGGACAUGUUUGAGACCAUUUUGAGGACGGUAUCACUGCCAUCAGCUCCAGAGAUCUUUGCCUGCACUGUAGGUAGGAAGCCUAGCAAGGCCAAGUAUUUUCUUGAUGAUACUAGUGAUGUAGUAAAGUUGCUUCAAGGCCUUGCUGCUUCAUCCAAUCCAAAACCCAGGCAUCUUGCUCACUUUCAGGUCUCCUUUGAGAGCACAAUUUGAGUUACAGACAAGUUAAGACAGCAUUUUUGGUUCAUUGUGCUACUCUUGCGAGGAUUGUGAAUCAAUGAAAUUUUUGGUUAUUAAUCUUAACCUGACAGACAAAUGGUGCGACCGUGUUCUCCGGAUCUAAUUCUUUCUAGGGCUCCUGAACCGGUAUGCGUGGCAUGUGGAAGGCUUUUGUUUAAUACUGCAAUUCAUGGAUAUGCUUGGCAAUUCUUCUCUUGUACAUGGUAACAUCGACAGUUAUAUUUUCUGGUGCCAUCGAGAGAUUUAGUCGUGCUUAAGAAUGUUAGAUCUUAUGGCUGUCAUCACUGGACAAUGGGGCACCGAAACUUGUAUAGUUACGAUACUUUUGUUGCAAUACAUAAUACUUUUCUUGUUUGA